AUGCUCAGUCCGGCCGCUACACUUUCUCUGACGGAGGUGAGCAACCUAGAUCUUCUGGCAAAACUCGGCAACUCUUGUCAUGUCUUCACUGCUGCCAAUCCAAACUCACCUGGUCUCGCCCUAGCUAGCUUCUGGGCCAAAUAUCCCUCUCCGUUUACAACUCGAUACGCCCCGGUCUCCCCGAAGGCUAUUCAGAAAGAGCUCUCGAAAUAUGUAUGGAAUAUGUGGAAUAAGGAGUGGGUGUCAUUGUCAACCAACUUGAGCGUAAAAGCCUUCUUCCCUGAUGUGUACUCCGCCAACAGGCUCCUCAAAGUAAAAACUAGUGCAAUCUCUACCCAGCUACUCACAGGCCACUGCCCCCUAAAUGCUCACCAACAUCGGCCUCUUGAAGCAUAUCUUAUUUGCUCUGUUCCGGUGGCUAGGAAUGGGGUCCGGGAGCGCGCGUUCCCGUUGGCCACCUAUCCAGCCACUGGAGACUAUGGUCUCACUGCCUGUGUGAGGGCUCUCUUGGACAGACUAGCGCUUUCCUCGGAGACGCCCUCUGCUCGCUUCUCGUGAACCAGUAGCUCAAUUUUAUGAAAUCAGCCACUAGAGUACAGUGUUGUCAUUGUUGAUGGUCUGGUAUUUUAAUUUAGCCCCUCUCCUAUUCUCUCUAAUAAUAUCAGCUCGUCAGGCCGGGGCUCUGGGAACUGCUGUCGGGAACCCAUAGGGGAAUGUAGCUAUGCCGGCGACCACCGGCUGGUGGUCUAGAAGGUCUAACCAAGCCGGACAGGUACUCAAAUCCCCUUUGGUCUUGCCCCGGCACGCCCGCACCAGAGCCGCCGCGCAGGCCCAGUUUCCCAAAUUUAUGUACAACUCUCUAGUCCUAUGGAACGUUCCCUUUUGUAAAACAUGUAACUUUGAUGCUAAUCGGGUGAAAUACACGGGGCAAUACUCGGUCUUCGA
Molecule: messenger RNA, 945 nt
Organism: Daphnia magna
Lineage: Eukaryota; Metazoa; Arthropoda; Branchiopoda; Diplostraca; Daphniidae
Exons: 2
Coding region: 1-558 (185 amino acids)
Source: RefSeq, a predicted model, not a curated record